Molecule: messenger RNA, 3734 nt
Organism: Larimichthys crocea (large yellow croaker)
Lineage: Eukaryota; Metazoa; Chordata; Actinopteri; Sciaenidae
Product: apoptosis regulator BAX
Exons: 6
Coding region: 275-880 (201 amino acids)
Biological process (GO): regulation of apoptotic process; intrinsic apoptotic signaling pathway in response to DNA damage; mitochondrial fusion
Cellular component (GO): mitochondrial outer membrane
Molecular function (GO): channel activity; BH domain binding
Source: RefSeq, a predicted model, not a curated record
UCAAAUUCGCGCCGCCCCCGGAGUGUUGGCUCGGAGCUCGACAUAAAAUCACUUUCGAUGCGGGUUUCUCGGUAAAUUGCGGGAUUUUAUGAUUCACGGAGGAGUGCUCGUCUUUAAGACACACUUUAAGAACACUUUUUAAAAAGUAUAUCAUUCAUAAGGACGUUUUUUUUCUGCACCCCCGCCUGAAAUUUGUAAGUUUUUUAUCUGACUGAGUGAAGACAGAAGUUGACCUCACUUUAUUUUUUAAAGUUGGUGUCUUCUUCUUUGACCCAUGGCGUGUGAAGGAAACGGUAUUUCAGAUGAGCGGAUAGGCGAGGCUCUGAUCAAAGAGGUCAUAAAGGAGGAGCUGAAGGAUGUGUCCUCAGACUGCCCGCCCCUCACCCCGCUGGCUGUGGAAGUGAAGACAGCGCAGGAGCAGAAAAUAGUGACUCAGCUGGGGAUAAUGAUCCGGAUCAUCGGCGACCGGGUCAAAGACGACAAGGAGUUCCAAGACGCCAUAGAUGGGGUGGCUUGUUGCCCCGGCUCUAAGUGGGACAGAUUCAAGGAAGUGGCGGCCAAAGUGUUCCAACAUGGGAUCAACUGGGAGAGGAUCGCUGUGCUCUUCUACGUCGCCGGCAAGCUGGCUGUCAGGUUGGUGGAAGCCCAUCUCCCUCAGUCUGUGACGGACAUCCUAAAGUGGACUGUGGACUUUUUCAAAAAGAAUCUGCUGGGCUGGAUUCGGGAGCACGGAGGAUGGAUCAACAGUUUCUCGGACCUGGCGGUGGCGUCCAUGCAGGGCGUGUCAUCGCUGAGCUCUCACAGCUACGGCCUCAUCUUCAUCUUUGUCGCCGGGCUGGCUAUAGGAAGCUUUAUCACCUGGAGGAUGACCAAACACUGAGACACACACACACACACACACACACACACACACACACACACACACAAACAUGCCACUUGGGUCAGCACAGGUUUUUCAGUUAAGAGGUACUUGACCUGAUUCUGAAAUGUUUACCAGAGGUUUUAUUAUUCAGGGUUGUCAUGUGACAACAUGUCUGCUCAUGACCACAUGUUGCCGUGUGAUGGUCAAACUGUAAAAUGCACCAAACACACUCUACUUUUCUAUCCUCUCUAAUGUUAUCUAUGCAUAUACAUGUAUUCGAAACAGAUUCCGUAUGUAGGUCGUCCCCCCGGAAAUUCGUUCAACCUUUUAUUUAAAGUCAGAAAAACAUUGAGACCUCAUUUACAAUGUAGCUGAGUAACAAAAAAAAAAUCAUUGUUAGCUCCACGAAUGCCUCACAGCGGUAAACAGGUGGUGACACUGCAGCGUUUGUGCUGCUCCACACCUGCGUUCCAAAUGUUCCACCUGCAGCGUUCAGCUUUAGUGCACCACCACACGGGGUGCGUCCCAAUUUCCCCUCGUUUGAUCGCUCCGUCACCAUGAAGGACGGUGGUCUGCUCCGAGGCGGGAUCCCUCCCUCAAUGAAACAAACCAAACUUCUCUAAGGGGAGAGUCUCGACGGGCCGCUAUGACCUGCGAGGUUAGGUCACAUGACCGCAGAAGGCGUCACUAGGUUAGUUAAUCUGUAGCUUGUAUACGCACGCAGUGAAACUGUACGUGAAAAGUAGCUAGACUCUAGACUGCACGGACCUGCUGCCGUGGUUACACUAUAAUAAACUGAAGAAAUGAAAGUGAAAAAAAGAAAGUGAACGAAUGUAAGACAGACCGAGCUCCCUCUUCAUUUCAACUUUGAAGAAUUCACAGAAUUCUUUCUCAGAUUCUUUGCUGUGCAGGAUGUUUUUAGAGGGAGAAAAUGUAUUUUAAUUUAUUUUCUGAAAUUAAAUAGUCAUAUCGGAGGAUUGUGCACAGAUAUGACUAUGCAACGGUUGGCUUUCUUAAUUGUAAAACUUUAUUUAAGUUUAGUAUUCUUCAACAUGUUCAACAUAGGAUUUUCAUCUGCAUUAUAUACUGUGGGAAAAACAGUUUUUAUAUCGGCCGGUCGUAUAUCAGAUAACAUAUACGCAGAUACAGAAAUGUAAUGAUAAAUAGUAGUGUGCAUGUUAGCAGAUUAGUGGUUAAAGCCUCGCAGAUCGUAGUGGUCUCUCGAGAGUCUCCCCUGUCUCUUAUUGUAGCUUAUCCAGCUGUUCUUAAACAGUCAGUUUUAUUUAUCAAAUAUCACAAAUCAUCCGUUUUUAUAAAGAUAUAACCCCCUCUAUAAAUCUAUAAGGAGGAAAAACUGGGACAGAGCAGAUGAGGGAUCCAUCUUCAGGGCAGACAGACCUGCAGUACAGAAAAGUCCUACACGGCAAAAUGAGUAAAGACGAUCAUGAUGACUAAAUCAUAGAUUGUAAACAUUUAUGAAGAUGACAGGACAGACAUGCACUUUUAAGUACAAACUUUAUUAUACCUAUUAAGACUGAGACAGACCUGCCGCUGAAGGGUAAUGGGGACAGGUAACAGGACUGAAGAUGAGUUUGAAGUCUGAUGAUGAGCACAUACAUUUUUAUACCAGCACAAAUAACAGAAGGAACUCAGGUGUCAUAUAAUCUUUCCAUUUCUUAAAUUUCCAAUAGUCAUUUUCCAUUUAGUUGAAAAAAUAGUGAAUCUGUGUUUGAUUAAAAUGAGACAGAUUUUUCCUAAUCUGUCAUUUCAUAUUUUAUCCUGCAUCAUGGAUCAUAUUGUAGUCGGGGGGAGCAGUUUAAUCAGCAAUAACACUGCACAUCAGGUGGAAACAAUCAUGAGACCUGCUCAUAAUGUAAAUUAUUAAAUUAUUAAACAAAUUAUGCAAAUUAAGUUUUUUUUUUUUUUGUGGUUACGGUAGUUAAGAUAAUAAUGAACAACAGAGCAAUAUUACCAAAAAUGAUUUGAUGUAUUCAGAAUGGCAGACGAACGGUCAGAGUUGUGAUAUCAAAGUUAAACAAUAAAAACCAUCCCAUAUUAUAAAUUAAUAUUUAAGACAACAUUCACCUGCCAUUCAAAUGCCUCAUGUUCUUUAUAUAUUAUCCUUUAUUUAAAACAUAUAAAGCCACAUUAUGUUUACUCUUUGAAAACUUGUGCCUUUUAAAAGUUGUGAAAUCAUGGCAUUAAUAUGAAUCUCUGCACAAACAUGAUGUGGAAGGUUUCCUACCCUGUGAAUGUCACUUUGCAGUCCAUGGAGCACAUGAAGUGUUUCCUCAGUGUGACUUUGAGCAGCAGUGAUACUAUUUUGAUACAAUAGUAGAUUGAUGCAUUAUUUUUUUAUACUAUUUUUUAAUGGGGAGCAUUCAGAGUUGAUGUACAGCUGAUGCAACCGGGGAUGCAACGAUUAUAGAUUUCCAUGGUACAAUUCUAGUUUCACAAUUACAAUGCGUUCGUUUAUGUCACAGCACUACAGAUGUCUAAAAUCACAUGAGCAGGUUUCGUUUAUUUAGCAAAUGGAGGACAUCUCUCAUUACAUGCUCACCGCUACCUCGUGCAAGUGAUAUCAGCACUUCACAGUUCCAGACCUGUGAUGUUUUGUACCGCCGUUAAUCAUGAAAUUUGUUAAUCGCUGCAUCCCAAAAUGCAACAGCUGGAUUUUUCACACAUUCAUGUGCAAAAUAACUAACAGUAAAUGUCAGUAAAGAUAUGUUUUGAAAUGAGUCGAAACCAUGAGAGAGUUUGUCCACCAGAGAGCGCUGAUGAGUUAACUUUAGCUUGUAUGUGUCCCACUCACGACAUAUGUUUGUCACAGUUCUUUCAAAAAAACAAAUUAAAGGGAUUCUGAUGAGAAAAA